This is a messenger RNA of Malassezia globosa CBS 7966, 1443 nucleotides long. RefSeq lists its product as uncharacterized. Bases 1 to 1443 code for a protein of 480 amino acids. Gene Ontology annotation, cellular component: nucleus; cytoplasmic stress granule. The transcript is spliced from 3 exons. The record is from RefSeq and is a predicted model, not a curated record. Gene Ontology annotation, molecular function: RNA helicase activity; ATP binding; RNA binding. Lineage: Eukaryota; Fungi; Basidiomycota; Malasseziomycetes; Malasseziales; Malasseziaceae. Gene Ontology annotation, biological process: poly(A)+ mRNA export from nucleus.
AUGAGCGAUCCCAAAGUUGCAUCACUGACGGAGCGCCUGGGCGAUAUUUUAUCUGACGUGUCGCAAACGACCGACUGGGCGGACGACGAUCGAGAAGACGCACCGAAGCCCGCCACCAAUACAGACAAGAACGUGAAAGAGGGUGGAAAGGAGAACGAGAAGGAAGAGAAUGGUUCAGGCUCGCAGGGGCCACUGCAUGAGUCCAAGUACGAUGUACAGGUGACACUGGCUGAUCCCAACUCGCCACUGUACUCGGUCAAGUCGUUCGAUGAUUUGGGGCUGCAUGCCGAUCUCUUGAAAGGAAUCUAUGCGAUGAAAUACACGAAACCAUCCAAGAUCCAGGAACGUGCGUUGCCGUUGCUCUUGCAAAACCCACCGCGAAACAUGAUCGGACAGUCACAGUCUGGUACAGGCAAGACAGCCGCGUUUGUGCUGACGAUGCUCUCACGUAUUGACUUUAGUGUUGACAAGCCACAAGCCCUUGCUCUUGCGCCGUCGCGUGAGCUGGCGCGGCAGAUCAUGGAUGUGGUACAGGAGAUGGGCAAGUACACGCCCGUCAAGACGGCCUUUGCGAUCCCCGACGCGAUGAAGCGUGGUGAGAAAGUACAGGCACAUUUGGUCGUAGGCACACCAGGCAAAACAUUUGAUCUGAUCAAGACGCGUGCAUUGGACCCAUCGGGCGUCAAGGUGUUUGUGUUGGACGAGGCUGACAACAUGCUCGACCAACAGGGUCUGGGUGAGCAGAGCAUUCGCGUGAAAAACACCAUGCCCAAGACAUGUCAGCUGGUGCUGUUCUCUGCGACGUUCCCGGAACAUGUACGGACAUUUGCAGUGAAGUUUGCACCGAAUGCGAACGAGAUCCGCCUGAAACAGGAAGAGCUCAGUGUCGAGAGCAUCCGGCAGUUCUAUAUGGACUGCAAGACAGAAGAGCACAAGUACGAGGUGCUUGUUGAACUGUACAACCUACUGACCAUUGGCCAAAGCAUCAUCUUCUGUGCAAAGCGCGAUACAGCCGACAAGAUUGCACAGCGUAUGACGGCUGAAGGCCACCGUGUCGACUCGCUGCACGGCAAGCUUGACACUGCUGCGCGCGAUCGCACGAUCGAUGAGUUCCGCUCCGGCAAGUGCAAGGUGCUGAUUGCUACGAACGUGAUUGCUCGGGGCAUUGAUAUCCAGCAAGUUACUCUUGUCAUCAAUUAUGACAUGCCUCUUACACAGCAAGGCGAUCCUGAUGCCGAGACGUACCUGCACCGUAUUGGUCGCACUGGUCGUUUUGGCCGGAAAGGUGUCUCGAUCAACUUUGUGCAUGACGAUACGUCUCGUCGACAGAUGGAAUCCAUCGAGCGUGCAUUGCACUGCCAUAUUGUGCCGGUGCAGACGGAUGACUUGGAAGCGAUGGAAUCCACUAUCAAAGAAGCCCUGAAAAGCCAUGCGAACCCUUAG